AGAGAGAUGGACGAGAGAGCAACAGACAGAUCAGAGGGGGGGGGGGGUACAUAAGCAGAGUUCAUUUGUAACACGCACACACACACACACUCUCACACACACACACACACACACACCCUGGGAGGCUGACGGACGCUCGGCUGAAGGUCUGAACAAAGAUGAGUGCGGCUCUGAUCCAUGACCGGCUGCACAUUAAGACGUUCUGGGAGAAGAAGAUUAACUCUGAGGGUCAGUUUGCUGACAACGAGGAGCAGAGGAUGAACAAGAGCGCACUGAACAAGCUGAGGGGCGAGUGGCUCGUCCGUCUGGAAAGCCGAAACAAACACCUGAAGAUCCUCGACGACAGCUACGUGAGGAAGGUGAAGACAGAGGAGACGGACGAGACAUGAGCCGACAGACGGGAAAUGAUUGUCUUCGUCCUCCAGUUUAAAGACGAAUAAAGUUUCUUUUUUGGCAAAUAA
Hippoglossus stenolepis (Pacific halibut) is the source of this 461-nucleotide messenger RNA. Its product is annotated as protein FAM240C. The transcript has 3 exons. The coding region runs from base 159 to 389 and encodes 76 amino acids. The record is from RefSeq and is a predicted model, not a curated record. NCBI's taxonomy places the organism in Eukaryota, Metazoa, Chordata, Actinopteri, Pleuronectiformes, Pleuronectidae.